Molecule: messenger RNA, 1715 nt
Organism: Carassius carassius (crucian carp)
Lineage: Eukaryota; Metazoa; Chordata; Actinopteri; Cypriniformes; Cyprinidae
Product: uracil nucleotide/cysteinyl leukotriene receptor-like
Exons: 2
Coding region: 167-1186 (339 amino acids)
Biological process (GO): phospholipase C-activating G protein-coupled receptor signaling pathway; positive regulation of Rho protein signal transduction
Cellular component (GO): membrane
Molecular function (GO): G protein-coupled receptor activity
Source: RefSeq, a predicted model, not a curated record
UAUUGAUAAAGAGGCUCCUUAUUAUUGCAACUCCAGUGAGAGGUUAUUGUGAAAUGUUUUGGUAGCAUAUUUUAAUCGUGAAGAAAGACUCUUAGCGCUUAAUACAAACAGAAAAAUGAAGUAUUCCAAAGGGUGCAUUUGGACUAUCUGACAAAUAAAUACAAAAAUGGAGUCCCCCCUGACAGAACUCCCCCCCUUGCUGUCCAAUCAAUCCAUGGAGAGCUGUCCAACUGUGGACAAUACAGUGGAGAACAUGAUUUUUGGAUUCUACUACAUCAUAGUUUUCCUCCUGGCACUGAAUGGCAAUAGCCUUGCCCUGUGGAUCUUCGCCCGCCAGAGAGGCAACGCUUCUCCAGCCAAUGUCUUUCUGCUUCAUCUCGCUGUGGCCGACCUGUUUUACGUCUUUGUUUUACCCCUCAGAGCCACUUAUCAUUUAACUGGAGGACACUGGCCAUUUGGUGAAAUCCCCUGCCGUCUCGCUGGCUUCUUCUUUUAUGUCAACAUGUAUGCCAGCUUGUACUUCCUGGCCUGUGUUGCAGGGGAUAGAUACCUUGCUGUAGUACACGCCGUUCGUUCCCUCAAGGUCAGACACCCUCGUUACGCUCACAUAGCCAGUUUUGCACUAUGGGCUUUGGUGAUAGUGUCUAUGGCGCCCCUGCUGGUCACCAAGCAGACUGCAGAAGUCAAUGGCUCUACUGUAUGCUUGCAGCUGUACAGAGAAAAAGCUUCACAGCGUGCUCUCAUCUCUCUCGUCAUAGCCUUCACACCACCUUUUAUUGCUACACUGUCUUGCUACCUGCUGAUAGUGAACAGUCUGCGGAAAGGUUCAAGGCUGGAGCCGGCACUGAAACUCCGAGCUCUCCGCACCAUUGGUCUGGUCAUGCUCAUUUACAUAGUGUGUUUUUUGCCAUAUCACUUAAGCCGUGCAACCUUCAUCCUGGGAUAUGCGCACCCAGACCUAUCCUGCCAAAUCAAAAGAGGACUAGCCCUGGCUAACCGGCUUACUUCCUCUCUAACCUGUCUGAAUGGAGCUUUGGAUCCCCUGGUCUACCUGUUUGCGGCUGAGAAGUUCAGAGGAAGCGUCCUCAGGAUUUUCUGCAGGGACAGGUCGGGUGGGUCCGGUGCUACAAGCGGGGACCUGAAAGGCACACAUGAGAGCUCUGUCAGCGCAAAGUCUGAGUUAUAAGAAAGUGCUUUGAAUAUUUUUCAUUGGUUUUAGUGAUUUGGUCUACACUUUCUGAUAGCAGGGUCAGGUGAAGAUGAGAAAGCCUUAUGAAUAAACAACCAUGUGAAUUGGACAUAUUAAAACAACUGUAUGUAAGUUUAAAGAUCAGUUUCAAAAUCACUUUGAUGGUACACUGAUUUCUAAUAAGGUGAAUAGCCUCUGUUUUUCCCCUAACUUCUGUUCUAGGAGUAUAUAAAGUUUGGUGAGUGGGAACAAAGGCCAGAUUGCUUUAUAAAUGCAUGUGCACUGCUAUCUACCACAGUGAUAGAUUUAUGAAUUUCUCUCAAUUAAAGUGGAUUCAUACAAGUAAGAAUUUUCAGGUAAUAAUCACUUUUUAUUGCCAAUGUGUAAACAGCUUGUAAAGGCACUUAAAAAAAGAGACGUUCCCUGACUUCCUAGGUUGUCCAUAAAAGCCUGUGGACUGAUUUUCAUGUAAGGUCUCAGGAUGUUUUUUACCGGAAAUUAAAAGCAUGGGACAUUUAUGCGCACU